Suillus fuscotomentosus is the source of this 468-nucleotide messenger RNA. Its product is annotated as PIN domain-like protein. The record is from RefSeq and is a predicted model, not a curated record. Gene Ontology annotation, molecular function: 5'-flap endonuclease activity. The transcript is spliced from 3 exons. The annotation marks the transcript as partial. NCBI's taxonomy places the organism in Eukaryota, Fungi, Basidiomycota, Agaricomycetes, Boletales, Suillaceae.
CAUUCUCAAACCGGAAUGAACCCCACCAUUAGGACCUUUCUGUUUCGGCUCGCUCGACUCGCGCGGCACCCAGUACAGCUCAUUUUCUGUUACGACGGCGAUCAGCGGCCCAAUGUCAAAAGAGGCCAUCGUGUGUCUACAAAAGACCACUGGAUGGUCCAGCCCACUCAGCGUAUCCUCAACGCGUUCAACAUGCAAUGGAUUACGGCUGCGGGAGAGGCUGAAGCUCAACUAGCCUUGAUGAAAAAUGCAGGGAUCAUUGAUGCUGUCAUGACUGAUGAUAGCGAUGCCUUUGUCUUUGGUGCUCAGACCGUCCUUCGAAACUCGUCAUUCUCAGCUGAUGCAACUGCGACCGUCAAGAUGUACACUACUAGUUCCAUCCAGGAACGGGUGGAACCACACCUUACCAUCGACGGAUUCAUGACCAUGGCUGUCUGCUGUGGUGGCGACUACGACAAUGUAAGUUAG